AAGUGGCAACACUGUUUUGUUUCUGCAUCAUUUUUACCGUGCAUUGAUUUUCUCCGCUGUAAUCCUGCUACUUGUUUUUUUGCAAAUUCUUAAGGAUAACCUGGAUAACUUGCUGGCAAAGAAAGCAACUUUAGAAUUAAAAUAUUUAAACGCUUAAAAAACAACAAAAAGUAAACAACAAAAUGUCUCAAGUAGAUCAAAAACGAGCCUUUAAUAAAAUGAAGCAUGAUUUGGAGCCUUGGCGUAAUCUCAUUGUACAUGUUGAUGCUCUUCUGGUUUGGGAGAAGAAUUUCUAUCCGGCCAUUAUAUUUGCCGGUGUUUCCAUUUUCUUUUUGGCUUUGUGGGCCAUGGACUUGUCGAUUAUAACUCUUAUGGCAUUAGCUGGACUUAUGGGAGUACUCUUUGAUUUUCUUUAUCCCACCAUAUCGCGAGUUUUGUUCAAUGCCGACCAAUGGAAUGGUGGACAAGAAGCUCGAUUUGAGACUGUUGUUACACAGUUGUGCGAUAUCAAGUUUUUGCUUUUGGGAUGGUAUGAAUAUCUAUUUGCCAACAAGGAAAAGAAAUCUACAGUGUUUGUUAUCAUCAUGAGUGUUGCAUUGCUCGGUCUGGCCUGGAUUGGUGCAAUCUUUAAUAAUCUGCUUUUAAUGUACUUCAUAAUUUUGGGUGUCACCCUAUAUCCCGGUGUGCAAGAGAAGGGUGUACUCAAUAAAUUCAAGGAGAAAUUUGGAUGUCUUAUGAAUUCGAAAAUGGAGAAAAUACGAGAAGUAAUCAAAAAACAAGAGUAAAUUUUUGGUAAACACUCAAUUGUCCGCUUAAGAAGUUGGAGAGCGAGAAAGAUGAAACAUAAAAUACAAAACAACAACAAAAACAAAAAUUACUCAAAUUGUAUUUGUAAUUAAUUCUUUAAAAUUUCUUUAGGAUAAUUAGAAAUUAUUCCUUUAAAUGCAUUUCAUUAACAAAAAAUCUAUAGUAAGCAAAGAGAAGAAGUGGAAGUUUAUCGUAAAUCUGUGUGAGAAAAAGAAAGAAAAGACGACCAAAGCAUUAUAUAAGUAUUUAAGAAACAACCAAAUAUGCUCUACUAUAAAUAUUAAAGAAAACAUUAUUAUCUACCUUGCCAUCUUAAAUAAUCAAACACAAUCAAGCACAAAAACAUCAUACAUCACAGCGCCAUCAAUCACAUUGCCUCAAAUCUAUGGUCAGUCACAUUCUUUUCCAAAAGUAUUAUUCAAACUACCAUAACUUAGUCUCUCUAGUGUUGAAAAACACAUUAAUGUUUUAGAAAUUAAGUUUCUUUUUUUUCAAUCUCCAAAUUUUGUGUCAGAUAGGUUAUGAUGUAAACCAAAUGAAAACGAUUUUUUUAAGUUUUAGCACAGCUCGCACCUCAUUAUUCAUAUAGAGUCAUACCACCACAUACAUACAUAUGUCAUUAACAAUGAAAUAAGAAUAAAACGCAUAAUAUGUAGCUCUUGUCAUUUAACAAUAAUAUAAUUAUUAAUGUGUGAACAAUUUUUUUUUAACGGAUCAAUGAAGGAGAAUAUGUGGCUAGAGACCAUUCUUAACCCAGAUCUGUCUAUGGAAAAAAAACAAAGCCAUAAAGGGUAUUUGCUUCUAUAUUUAAUUGAUAAGAUUAAGAUAUGUAAUGGCUUGUGUGAUAAGCAUUCGUUUUGAUCUAGAGCUAUUUAGUGUUAUAAGUAUGUCUAUAAAUUCUUAAAAUAUCGAAUAUUUGAAUAUAAAAACAAAAACAAUAAAACAGGCUCUUACUUAA
This is a messenger RNA of Stomoxys calcitrans (stable fly), 1765 nucleotides long. RefSeq names its product ADP-ribosylation factor-like protein 6-interacting protein 1 (gene Arl6IP1). NCBI's taxonomy places the organism in Eukaryota, Metazoa, Arthropoda, Insecta, Diptera, Muscidae. The transcript has 3 exons. The record is from RefSeq and is a predicted model, not a curated record. The coding region runs from base 183 to 785 and encodes 200 amino acids.